This is a messenger RNA of Cannabis sativa, 2340 nucleotides long. Its product is annotated as galactomannan galactosyltransferase 1. The transcript has a single exon. Gene Ontology annotation, cellular component: membrane; endosome; trans-Golgi network. The record is from RefSeq and is a predicted model, not a curated record. The coding region runs from base 909 to 2240 and encodes 443 amino acids. Lineage: Eukaryota; Viridiplantae; Streptophyta; Magnoliopsida; Rosales; Cannabaceae. Gene Ontology annotation, molecular function: galactosyltransferase activity.
UUUCAGAUGAAAGUUAAAGAAACAAAUAAAAUAAAAAAAGGAAAAUAGGAAAGAUAUUCUAAAAUUAAGGAGCAUAUAUGGUAUAAACUAAUUUUUUAGACAUGUUUUAACACACUAUCUUAGCAAGUAUCAUAAAAUCAAUAAAAAAUUAUGACACGUUUCUCAUUUUAAUUUAAAAAAAUCUUGCACUUUUCAAUGUGUUUUGAUUACUUUGGACAGUGAGAUUUUCAUAAUACAAAAAUAAUACACAUGCAUGAAAACCAUCAAAGAUUGACAAGGCUUAUAUUUUUAACAACUUGACUUGAAUAAUGUCUUGCCUAAAUCCAUAACCAUUCACCACCCCACCUAACCUUUCUCUCUCUCUCUCUCUCUCUCUCUCUCUCUCUCUCUCUCUCUCUCUAAAAGGGAGACAAGGAGACACUGCAUUUACUAGAGCCAUGUGCAAACUUCCGUAACAAAAUCCAAUAUGAAUACAAAAAAGCUUAUCCUUUUAUUCACACUAGAAGAAAAAAGGUCCUUACUUCAAUAUAUAUUAUUGGGACUCUCUUCUCUCCAACUAACCAUAAAUGAAGAAUGCCUAGAUUGUAUCAUCAUCACUAUAACAAUAAUAGGUAUCUUCUAAACUUGACCAAAAAAAAAAAAGUGAGACAAACCGACACUCAAAAAAACCCUAAAAUAUCAAAGUUCAUUCAUGCAAGAAAAGACUCUUCUUUUAUUCUUUCCUUGCUUUGCAUGUACAUAAAAAUCGGUUCUUUAUAUAAAUCUCAAUAUAAUAUUCAAGAAAAAAACAAAAAAACAAAAUAAAGUUACAAACUUUAGUGAGUCACUCACUCACUAACUCACUCUCUUAUAUUGUUCUUUCUUUAGUUAUAGAAGAAAGAAACGUAACCAAAAGUACUCUCUUCAAAAUGGUUUUGCCUGAAUUUUCUCGAUACCAAACCUCACCAAAACGCAGCGUUUUAUACAAAACAGCUUCACUCAUCGCCGACGGCUUUCUCUUCGUCGGCGGAGCUUCAUUAGCCAUUUCAUUGAUAUGGGCACUUCUCACUUCCAUUAAUCCAAACCCAUUAUUCGAAACCAUUUUCACCACUACUCAACCAACCUCAAACGACGUCGUUCCCAGCUUAAACACAGUUUACUCCGGCGUUGACUCACCUGAGUCAACAUUCUACGACGACCCAGAAUUAAGCUACUCCAUUGACCGACCAGUCAAAAACUGGGACCAAAAACGAAAACAAUGGCUCAAACACCAUACCCACUUCGCUGAAAGUACAAACAAUCGAGUUUUAAUCGUUACAGGUUCUCAACCUUCCGUUUGCCGGAACCCCACCGGCGAUCAUCUACAUCUUCGGUUGUUUAAGAACAAAGUCGAUUACAGUCGUAUUCAUGGCCAUGAAAUCUUCUACAACAAUGCUCUGUUUCAUCCUCAAAUGCCUGGGUUUUGGGCUAAGUACCCAUUAAUCCGAUCAGCCAUGUUAGCUCACCCGGAAGUUGAAUGGGUUUGGUGGGUCGAUUCCGAUGCCGUUUUUACAGACAUGGAGUUCAAAUUACCUUUGGAGAAAUACGAAAGAUUCAAUCUUGUCGUUCAUGGCUGGUCAAAUUUGGUCUACGACAACAAAAGCUGGACCAGUUUAAACGCCGGCGUUUUCUUGAUAAGAAAUUGUCAAUGGUCAAUGGAGAUUAUGGAGAGGUGGACUAGUAUGGGACCUAAGAGCCCAGAUUAUGAAAAAUGGGGAAAAACCCAGAAAUCAUUACUUAAAGAUAAGUUGUAUCCUGAAUCAGAUGAUCAAUCUGCUUUGAUUUAUCUUCUAUUGAAAGAGAAAGAGAAAUGGGGUGAGAAGAUUUUUCUUGAGAGUGAUUAUAACUUUGAAGGGUAUUGGUUAAGUUUAGUUGAUGAUCUUGAUGAUAUUAGUAAGAGUUAUAUUGAGAUUGAGCAAAAAGUUGAGAUUUUGAGGAGAAGACAUGCUGAGAAAGUGAGUGAGUAUUAUGGUUUGUUGAGAGAAGAGUAUGUUAAUGGAAUAGUAAAGAGAAGACCUUUUGUUGUACAUUUUACAGGUUGUGAGCCAUGUAGUGGGGAAUUUAAUCCUACUUAUACUUGGGAAGCUUGUUGGAAUGGGAUGCAGAGGGCUUUGAAUUUUGCAGAUAAUCAAGUUCUUAGAAGAUUUGGUUUUUUUCGACCUGAUUUGCUUAAUUCUUCUUUGUUGUUACCUCUGCCUUUUGAUUUUCCUUUGGUGUGGUGAUUUUGUUUGUUUGUUUGUUUGUUUGUCUUAGUAGCUAUGUUAUUUGUAUUGGCCUUUUUGGACAUAAUUUCAAUAAUGAUUUUGAGGCUUUUUGGUUGUA